AUGAUGGAGGGCCUCCCAAGCGACACAGUCUUGGGCAUCCUGUUGAAGCUAGCGGUGCAAGACCCUCUCUCUUUGCUGCGGGCGACCUUUGCUUGCAAGUGGAUCCUCAGAAAGCAACCCUGCCGUCUGGAGGGAAGCAUUCUUUGCGCCUUGUCGCAGAGAGAUGGGCACGAUUCGGGGUGCAAAGCAAGGUUCACCAAGUCCGGACAGAAGCUUCUAGGUGCAACGUACAGUGAGAUGAUCAAAGACUGGGAGAAAAUCGCACCAGGGGCCGAUGGCACCCGCUUAGUCGAGGACGAUAUCUCCGUGGAAGUCUACGCUUAA
Messenger RNA from Klebsormidium nitens, 324 nucleotides. The record is from the annotation of a GenBank genome assembly. NCBI's taxonomy places the organism in Eukaryota, Viridiplantae, Streptophyta, Klebsormidiophyceae, Klebsormidiales, Klebsormidiaceae.